Molecule: messenger RNA, 2166 nt
Organism: Lycium ferocissimum
Lineage: Eukaryota; Viridiplantae; Streptophyta; Magnoliopsida; Solanales; Solanaceae
Exons: 2
Coding region: 708-1796 (362 amino acids)
Source: RefSeq, a predicted model, not a curated record
AGGUACUAGGUAAGGAUCAUAAGCGUGUGACACUGAGUAGGAUGAAUAAAAUACUUAACAAAUUUUCAGGUCCAAUAUUUUUCAAAACUUAUGGUGUGAACUGGAUGAGCCUGAUCAAGUCAUUCCAUCAACUUUUUCUUCUUAAGCUUUCAAUAUUUCAGCUUCCCCACUUCUCAGAAACAUCAUUCAAAAUGCAAAGAUAGACAAGAAAAAAUAAAAUAAAAACUAAGAGGUCCUUUUCAUGCAGAACUUCUUGAAAUAGUCCUGUUCCUUCAACUCCCUUAUGAUACCAACUUGAUGUUCCUUUCAUCAUUCCCUAUCAAACCCCUUUUUUAAACCACUCCCUUUUCAAAAUCUUGUAAAGAUAAACAACUAACAAGAUCCUCUUCAUCCUUAUAUUUUUCAACUCCCUUGUAAAACCAACUUGAUGUUUCUUUCAUCAUCCCCUUUCAACCCCUUUUUUUAAACCAUUCCCUUCUUUAAUCUUGAAAAAGAUAAACAACAAAAAAGGUCCUUUUCAUUUCUUGAAGUAGACCUGUUUUUAAUUUCAACUCCUCUAUAAACCAAACUUGAUGUUCCUUUCAUCAUUCCCUAUCAACCCCUUUUUUCCUAUACCAUUUUAGCUAGUGACUUUUCUUCUCUUUUGCAGUCAUAACUAGUGAUAACUUUAUAUCUCAUUUUCUUACAAACUCAAAGAACAACGAAAAAUGGCUGAAAAUCCAAAAGGUGCUACUUCAGCUAAGUGUUUUUCAGGCAUUUUUCAAAGGCUUCUUUGUGGUGGAAGUCUCCCAACACAUCCUUCUGAUCAAUUUAAGGAACAAAAUACAACAACAUUUGAUCAUACAAGUCAAGAAUUACCUUUCAAGGAUGAGACAAAUAUUAGUAACAAAGUUGCAGCCAAUAGUCCAGGAAUUGUGGCAAGGCUAAUGGGAUUAGACUCAUUACCUGAAGAAGAAAAACCAAAUUUUGGUUCAUUUUCAAGAAGCAGGUCAGUUAAUUCUCUAGAUUACUUGAUGAAGUUUAAUCUAGCUGAAAAUUUUCAUCAUAGAAGAGUCAGAACAUCGGUAUCUUUUCGCGAAAUGCCAAAUUUUGAUCAAGAAUUCAAGUCAGAGUUUUUAGUUUUUUGCUUCAAUGAUGAAAAAGAGAAGCAAGGCUUUAGUACUAUUAGAAAAUCCACUAAGGUGGGAACCCAAGAAAUGAAGCCAAAGAAUAAGGGGCAGAAGAAAGUUGAUUUUGCUAAAUCAUCAACAAAUAUGUCUAGUGCUGGACAGAAGAAAGAAGUUUGUGGAAAACAAAAUAGGAUUGCUAAUAAGGUGAAAAAGCAAGUGAAGUUUGAGGAUCAUCUUAGGAAAAUGUCUGUUGAAUCCAAGGUUGAGAAGAAGAAGAGCAAGAGCAAAUGUGUAGUGUCUACCAAAAUACAGCCUUUGUUUAAUUCAACAGAUUCAAGUCCAAUUCAUCAUCUUCAACAAGCUGCUAACCCUGCAGAUGGAAAUGAAGGGAAACUGCAGCUAAAUUCAAGAAAGUCUCCACCAAGAGUCACUGAUCCUGAACAUGCAAUCACAAGCAAAGUGGAGAAGCAAAAGGAUAUCUGUAAAGAGACAAAUUAUUACAUAAAAGUGCUUGGAGAAAUUUGUAGGUUAACAGAAGAAGAGUUAAAUGAGUCACAUUGGAUAGCUACUACGACUGGAGAAAACUUCAAGAUUGAAGAUUUUGAAGAAUUAUGCGAACAAAUUGGACAAGAAGUUCUUGAACUGUUAUUAGAUCAGAUAGUACAUGAGCUUUUAAUCUUUGGGUAGUGAAAAUUCUCAUGCUUUAAAGACAUGUACUUUAACUUCAUUUCAUACACCUAGUUUUACUUGUAAAACAUGCAAUGUGCCCUGGCAGCAAUGAGUGUUUAAAGGUAUAUAUCUGUUAGAUUCAAGUGUUCAUCAACAGGUCGGACCUCAAGAUAAGAUGAAUGAAAUUUUUGACAAGUUUAAAAGUCAUUGGUAUAAACAAAGAAAAUUACACGAGAUGCCAAAAUAUCAUUCUGAGGGAUAGAGAGCAUCAUCAUCUAAGAUUGUUGGUUCUCAUAAUCUUUCAUUGUCCACAAAUCAAAAGCACGUCCAAAGUAAUGGAUGUAGACACAAAGUAGACCAUCUAGAACAACUAAAUCAAUGUCAUUAU